This is a messenger RNA of Rotaria sordida, 2136 nucleotides long. The record is from the annotation of a GenBank genome assembly. Lineage: Eukaryota; Metazoa; Rotifera; Eurotatoria; Philodinida; Philodinidae.
AUGCAACAAAAAGAAUUUCUUGUCGGUUUUAUUUUGAUUUUAAUUUCAUUAUUAGUUAAUUUUGUUCAACCAUCAACUUUGACUAAUUUAUGUCCUGGUACAUCUUCGUGCAAUUGUACACUUACGAAUAAUACAAAUUUAGAUAUUGUUUGCAGUCCAACACCCGUUCUUACUGAAUUACCAACACUUAUCAAUGAAAUACUUCAAGCAAGUGUUACUCAAUUACGUGUUAGUUCAUCAACAGUUGGUAGUCAUGGUCCUCUAAUAACAUUACCAACAAAUAUGUGUUCAUCAUAUCCAAAUAUUGCUAUACUUGAUCUAUCAUUAAAUACUAUAACUGGUUUAUUAAAUACAUCUGAACUUGCAUGUUUAGGUUCAAAUUUAAUUAAUAUUGAUUUUUCAAAUAAUUAUAUAGAUGAUAUUGAUUUAAAUUUUUUUCAAAUAACUGAUCGAUUACAAUCAAUAAAUCUUUCUCAAAAUAAUUUAACAACAAUGCCUAUGAUUGAUCAAGAAACAUUUGUUAAUUUUCCUUCAACAAUUAUUUUAAUGAAUUUUAGUUAUAAUCAAAUAAUUAAUGCUGAUCUUUGGCCUUUAUUUGUUAAAACUCAAAAAUAUAUGGCUAUUGAUAUGAGUAAUAAUUUAAUUGAAAAUUAUACAAAUCAAGUUCCAAUAUAUGUUAAACAAUUUACUGAAACACCAGAUCCACGUGAUUUUUAUUUAAAUAAUAAUCAACUUAAACGUUUAUCUGAUAUUUUACUUGAACAAUAUGGUGCAUGUUCAACAAUUAGUCCAAUAAGUACAGCUUAUUUUUUAGUUGGUAUAUCAAAUAUAUUAUUAACAAAUAAUCCUUUAAUAUGUGAUUGUGAAUCAUAUUAUUUAGUAACAUAUAUUAAUGAUCAUAUAGAUGAUUUUCCACAACUAAUGAAUGGUUCAGCUCUAUUAAUACAAGCAAUAUGUACAUCACCUGAAUCAACUUUCGGACAAAGAUAUAUUUUUUCAAAUUUUUCUACAUCAGAUUCAUGUCAAAAUUAUACAUUACCAAAUACAACAGAUAUUUUUUGUUCUGUUUAUUCAAAUGAAACAAGUUUAACAUUAGCACCACCAACAUAUUGGACAAGUUCAACAACAAUAUUUACAACAAUUAUUAAUGGAAAUCAGACAACAUCUAAUUCAGAUGGAAAUACUGGUACUAAUACAGAUGGUUCAUCAAGAUCUACAUCACCAUCAUGGUAUAUUAUUUUAGGAAUUGUACUUGGUAUUGCAUUAAUACUCUUUUUCGUUGUACUCGGUGGUUACUUAUGUAAAGAUAGAUUAUUUCCACAAAAAUAUCAUUCAAAAUUAUCAUUAAAUGGUCUUAAACCACGUCGAGCUUCAAUGUCAACAUCAACAUGUGGUGUUGAUGAUCAAGAUAAUGGAAUGCUUCAAUUGGAUGAUCAUGGAAUACAUUCAGAUCGUGCAUCAGUAAAUGGUUGGAGUGAUAAAAUAAAUCCUGAACAAGAAACUCAAACAUGUUUUCAAAUAGUUCGUACAAAACCACCUAGUGGUUUAACACGAAAUCCACAAAAUAUAAGAAAAACUAAUAGUCUUCAAAAUUCAUCUCGUGAACGUAAAUUAUCAUUAUCAACUUCAACUGAAGUUGCAACAAAUACAACAAAUAUCGUUAAAGGUAUUCCAAUACCAUCAAUAUCAAAUAAAAUUUCUUCAAAUGAUAAUCCUACAAUAUCUAAUACAAGUACAUCUGAAUUAAAUAUGACAUCAAUUUCACUUACACCAUCAAAACGUGCUAAACUUUUACCACAAGUUAAAAAUGCAAUUGAUGCUGAUUCAGCAAAUAAUAAUUUAUUGAAUACAUCAGCAGGUGCACUUAUUACUAAUCAAAGGCAAAGACGUCGUAGUUCAAUGUGGUUACGUAAACAACAUCAAAAUACAAUAACACCACUACCUACACGACCACAAUCUAUGAUUGCACAUAAAAAUAUUUUUGAUAAUGAUGAUUCUACUAAUGAAGAAGUAUCUUCAAUUCCAACAAUGGAAAGUUUAUCUAGUAAAUCAUCUAAACCACCAUUACGAGCUUUACCAUUACUUAAUAUUACAGUUGUACCUGCUUGGAUUGACGAUAAUAUCGAUCAGAAAUGA